This is a messenger RNA of Clarias gariepinus (North African catfish), 1272 nucleotides long. RefSeq names its product calcium channel, voltage-dependent, gamma subunit 5b (gene cacng5b). NCBI's taxonomy places the organism in Eukaryota, Metazoa, Chordata, Actinopteri, Siluriformes, Clariidae. Gene Ontology annotation, cellular component: AMPA glutamate receptor complex; postsynaptic density membrane. Gene Ontology annotation, biological process: transmission of nerve impulse; neurotransmitter receptor internalization; regulation of AMPA receptor activity. The record is from RefSeq and is a predicted model, not a curated record. The transcript has 6 exons. Gene Ontology annotation, molecular function: channel regulator activity; voltage-gated calcium channel activity. Bases 108 to 920 code for a protein of 270 amino acids.
UGUACCAGUGUGUGUGUGUGUGUGUGUUUAGACACGGAAUAUUGCGCGCGCUGUUGUGAUUCCGGAGGAAGCUGCUGAGGAAGAGGAAGGUGAAGGUGGUUGGUGGUAUGAGUGUGUGUAACAGGAAAGCGCUGACCCUCCUGAGCAGUAUCUUCGCAGUGUGUGGCGUGGUACUUCUGGGCAUAGCUGUUGGCACUGAUUACUGGCUCUACCUAGAGGAGGGGGUCGUCCUGCCCUUUAACCAGAGCACCAGCAUCCACACAUACCUACAUUCUGGCUUAUGGAGACUCUGCUUCCUGUCGGGAGAAGAGAUGGGCCGCUGCUUCACUAUAGAGUAUCUUAUGCCUAUGAGUGUGCAACUGACCAGUGAAUCUACAGUCAGUGUCCUGAAGAUGAUCCGCACAGCCACCCCGUUCCCCCUGGUCAGCCUGUUCUUUAUGUUCAUCGGCUUUGUGCUCAGUAACAUCGGACACAUCCGCCCUCACCGCUCCAUACUGGCCUUCGCUUCUGGAAUCUUCUUCGUCCUCUCAGGCCUUUCUCUGAUGGUGGGGCUCGUUCUUUACGUCUCCAGCAUCAACGACGAGAUGUUGAAUAGAAGUAAAAGUAACGAAGCCUAUUUCAGCUACAAGUACGGCUGGUCUUUUGCCUUUGCCGCUGUCUCCUUCCUCCUGACCGAGAGUGCCGGCGUGAUGUCGGUGUGUUUGUUCACUAAGCGCUUCACAGCUGAGGAUGUCUACAGACCGCACACAAGCUUCUACCGGCCACGUCUCAGCAACUGCUCUGAGCACUCGACUCAGUUCCUGCAGCGCCGCCAAAGUCCCUCAGACAUCUCCAGUGAGGCCUCGCUUCAGAUGAACAGCAGCCAUCCUGCUCUGCUCAAGAGCCCAGAGUAUGAACAAGUCUCCUCAUCAAUCUGCUAAACACAGAGUGAUGGAAGGAUGGCAAGGUGGACAGAGAGACAAAUGGCUGGCUGGAAAAUAUUUACAAGAGGGUAUAAUUUUUUUUAAAUAAAAUAGUGUUUAGACAUCAGAAAUGUAGAGUCAGGUUAUUCUGUCUUAGAUUUGUUGAUUUUUAUUACGAUGCUGCGAACCUCAGCUCCUACAGUAAUUGUAAAAGACAAUUUUGUUCACCAGCAGGGGGCAGAAAAGUGUUAUUCCUGACCUUCUAUUACUGCCAAAACUUCCCAACCACAGUGACCGGUUCCAUUUAUAAUCGAUUUAAAUUAUAUUUAUAUUGUGGUUGUUCUGCACAAUAUAAAUAAAAAAAGGAUUA